Messenger RNA from Dunckerocampus dactyliophorus (ringed pipefish), 7200 nucleotides. RefSeq names its product ubiquitin specific peptidase 44 (gene usp44). Gene Ontology annotation, cellular component: cytoplasm. Gene Ontology annotation, molecular function: zinc ion binding; cysteine-type deubiquitinase activity. NCBI's taxonomy places the organism in Eukaryota, Metazoa, Chordata, Actinopteri, Syngnathiformes, Syngnathidae. The record is from RefSeq and is a predicted model, not a curated record. Gene Ontology annotation, biological process: protein deubiquitination. The coding region runs from base 3575 to 5854 and encodes 759 amino acids. The transcript has 5 exons.
AAUCACAUUAUUUUUCCUCAUAAUAUUAUGACUUAAUUCUCAUAAAAUUGUGAUUUUUUUUUCCCAUAAUAUUAUGACUUUUUUGCUGUGUUUCUUUUCCCAACUAUUUAUUUUCCUCUUGUAAAUGUUCUUCUUGUCAUUAUAAUUUUAUUCCCAUAAUAUAACUUUUCCCCAAACGAAUUAUAUAUACAGCAGAGGGGAGGGAGCCACCUGCUGUGGCCCAGCAAGGUGCACUGUAUUUCGACACACGCUCCGAGUAUCUGGUGUGACACCAUGGAGGUCCCUGGCAAACCUUUUGCACUUUUCAAUUGCUGCAGUUUCAGGUUUUUUGUUUUUUUCCCCCCUAAUCGCAGAGCAUUUGGUACAAUGUCCUUCCUCUUAAAGUGAAUGUUUGUUUACAAGUGAACGCAGGGGAAGUCACACAAAUGACACAAAACAUUGAGACAUUAGCUUAAAGGGUCCCUGACAUGAUUCAACAACUUUUCUUAAUGAUGUUAUAUAUUGUUUGUAAUUAUGUUCUACAUUGUUCGAUUUUUUAAAGCAAACCGUAAAUUUGCAAAAAUGACAUUUAUAAUUCUUCGCAGGAUAGGAGACCUGCUUCUCGAGAUAGAUGGUCCACUUGGUUCAGUAUAUUUCUCAUCAAAAUUGUAGUCAUGCCAAAAUGUUGCGUUGCUGCUGGAUGUUCAUAGUAUCCAAGUGAUACUGUAAGUUUGUUUCCUUUUCCAAGAGAGGAACAUUUAAGACAAAAAUAGACGAAACAAGUGCAGAGAACAAGAGACAGAUGGACGCCCACCUCGUGUUCUGUUCUUUGCAGUGAUCAUUUCACUGAUGACUGCUUUGAAGGAAGACAUUUACAGGAAGCAUUUGGCUUGAAAGUACGUUAUAAACGCAUUUUGCUAUUUCGCUGGUACACAGGAAAAAGACAAAAACAACUACUACGUCAAAUUCAUCAAAAUGUCUUCUAAACACUAUUCCAUGAUAGCGACAAGGCUGUAAAGCAUUAUACAUGUUAUAUAAACAUCCUUUGACAGCCCUAUGUUUACCUGUGACAAAAUCUACAAUAAAUCAGGCUAUAGAGACCCCUUGUCAUUUUUGCAAAUUUACUGUUUGCUUUCAAAAAUCAAACAAUGUGCAACGUAUCCUAUCAGACUGUAUAUGUUUUAAGGCUGUGAAACCCCUCACCAUACACUUUACAUUUUUUCUUGAAAGUUUCAUUUCUAUGCUACUAAAAUGACACUAUUUUCCAUCAUACUGUAGGAUUAUGAGUUUAUCCUCACAAAAUUGCUACUUUUUCUUGUUAGAAUUCAGCUUUUUUCUUUUAAUAUUUUGACUUUAUUUUCACAACAUGAUAACAUUUUCUGCAAUCAAAUUUUCCAAAAAUUAUAACUUUAUUUGUUGUUUUGUUUGUUUUUCAUAAUAUGGAAGGACUCUCAAAAGAACUCAGCCUUUGUCGACCGCAUAGGCUGGGCCCUUUGAAGGACGCAGACCCCGAAUCGGGAGACAGCCAGCCACAACAGUCCUGAUUGGCUAAGGGAGAACCCGCCUAUUGUGUUCUGCGUUCCAAUUGGCUGUAGACCUUUGUCAGUCGAUGUCCUUCGUCCGCCACUGCCGUGGAAGCUGUUACAGGCGAAACAAGAAGAAUUGCACUGUGGGAAGUUGAGUGUCUAUCUCUUCUUUCAUUGGUCUGUCUGCACCGCCCAUUGUUUUAACAAGGAAGCGGCACACGAUGAUGUUCUUUGCUCUGCGUGCAUCACAUGAACAAAUAAGUAAGUUUGAUGAUUAUCUUGUGCAUUAAUAGUAUUUAAUCUCAAAAGAUUUUAUGUACAGUAUAUUGCUGUUCCAAUCCACAUAAUACCUGAUUUUGCAGAUUCCGUGUGGAAGUGGUAAGUUUUUGGCUCCUUAAGUUUCAAAGAGAUAAAUUCGAGGCUGACUGGUUAGCUUGCUAGUUCGCUAGCUUGUUAGCUCGUUAGCUUGCCAACUAGCGGCUGUCUCGAGUCUGUGCAGCAUAAGAGUUGUCCAAUGUGUUGUAAACAAUGAAUAAUAGCAGUGUACAUGUGACUGUAGGGGUGUUAUUUAAAGUCUGGAGGGCUCUGAUAAUGUUAAAAAAACAUAUUUAGAAAGUUAUAAACUGUUUUUUCUAUGCCUAGUAUGCCACAUUUUCUCUUAUUAUGUCUACUAUAUUGGGUAAUAGGAGUGUAAAGGUGACUAUUGGGGUGUUAUUUCAUGUCUAGAGGGCUCUAAUGUUAAAAAAAACACAUUUAGAAAGUCAUAAAAAGGUUUUCUAUGCCUAAUAUGUCAUAUUUUCUCUUAUUAUGUCUACUAUAUUGGGUAAUAGGAGUGUAAAGGUGACUAUAGGGGUGUUAUUUCAUGUCUAGAGGGCUCUAAUAAUGUUAAAAACUAUAUUUAGAAAGUCAUACAGAUUUUCUAUGAUCUAACUAUGAAAAUAUUAACAUUGAAUCCUGUAUCACGUAAAUUCAUUUAUCUAGAACCAUAAAUGAGGGUCGACUGUCGUUUAGGAGUUUAGUCUCAUAAAAUUGCAACUUUUUUUCUCUAUUAAUAUUAUAUUAUAUUUAUAUUUUUUAUUCACAUAGAUUCUUUUCCAAUUCGGCUAUUGUUUUUUUUUUUAAUUGUUCCAGCUAUUUCAACUUUCUUCUUGUAAAUAUUCUUGUCAUAAUGAAGACUUUAUUCCCAUCAUAUUUUGACUUUAUUCUCAUAACGUCAUUUUUAUUUACUGCAGAGUUUUUUCAUUUUUCGUUUCAUUUCAUUUUUUUUUGUUUUCUUGUAAAAUGAUAUUUUUAGAAUGUGCCGCGAGCCAAUACCAAAAUUAGAGUACGAAACUGUCUCCAAAUUUUUGAAAAAUAUUUAAUAUGCAGUAACAUAAGUAAAUACGUACCAGUCAAAAGUUUGGGGGCAAUUCCCCUUGCUAUUGAAUGACAAAGUGUCUCCAGACUUUUGACUGGUGCUGCUUCUAAUCUAUACAAAUCUUUAUCACUGUCACGUCCAUGAACAUGUUUUUAAAAUAUAAAUUCACUUCUAUGACGACGGUGAUCACUAUUUAUCACUAUUUUUUUUCUUCGUAAAACGCGUUGACUGAAGCGUCGCAUUGCCCUCUAGUGGUCGUACAUGACACUGCGUCUAAUUGUUCUCGACUCUCAGCGGUGAUUCGGUCCAAAAACGUAUGUCGAAAGACAAACUUCAAAGGUCAACAAUAAUAUUUAAUUGAUCAAGGUGUGAUUACCUGCUUAAAUUAUACAUUUAUAGUGAUUUUAACCCGCUUACUUAUGGCUUCUUUUCACGUCGACAAAAACAAAAACAACAACAAUGACGUCACGUCUCGUGGACGCGCACGAGCUUGCAAACCACGCGACAAGAUGGCGGCCCCAGUGAAAGCACAUCGCUGACCACCGUGAAGGAGAACCUCGACAUCACCAUGCCCCAGGAGGGUCUCCUUUCCCCUCGCACCAUGGUCGCCACGGUGAUAUGAAGCCAGCGUGAUACGGCGACUGAGGGUCAGCGAGCGACGGACACGCGCGCACACCGGCCAGCCACCUUGGCGGGCAGGCAGGCCGGUGUGAUGGACAGAUGCAAGCAUGUGGGGCGGCUGCGGCUCGCCCCCGACCACUCCAUCCUCAACCCGCAGAAGUGGCACUGCGUGGACUGCAACACCACAGAGUCCAUCUGGGCCUGCCUGGGCUGCGCACACGUGGCGUGCGGGCGCUAUAUCGAGGAGCACGCCCUGCAGCACUUCAAGCAGCAGCACCACCCGCUAGCCAUGGAGGUCAACGAACUGUAUGUCUUUUGCUACCUGUGCGACGACUACGUCCUCAACGACAACGCCACGGGAGACCUCAAGUUGCUAAGGAGCACCCUCAGCGCCAUCCAGAGCCAGCGGUACGAGGUCACCACUCGCAGCGGGCGCACGCUCCGCUCUGCCACCGCAGCCCCCGACGCCCUGAUGCCCUGCGGCGCUCGGGAGCUGCAGCUCAGGGACGAGGACCGCAUGUUUACCGCCCUCUGGCACCGCCGCCGGGCCCUCAUGGGGCGCGUCUUCCGCUUCUGGUUUGGCCUGACGGACUGUGGGAAGGCGAGGCAGGAGGAGGAGAGGCAGCGGGAGGAGGAGGAGGAGCAGAAAAGGGAGGCGAGGGAGAGGAGGCGCGCCCUUAAAAGGCAGCUGCAGGAGGAGCUGGAGAACGCGCCUCAGAGGAAGAGUCGCCGCUUGCGUCGAAGGAGUCGGCGGGUUUCCGAUGUUGCGGCAAAACAGCCACUCUCGCGCCCCACGCCCAAAAAGACCAAAGUGUCUGCGCCCGCACCUCUCGCCCGCAGGCCAAGGACUCGAAGGCUCGUCACUCCCACCCUCAAGAAAAGCGCACGUGUCAAAAAGGUCCAGUCGAUGGCCAAGCCUAAGAGUCGCUCUUCUUCCAGCGGAAAAUCUAAACCCAAGUCCUUAUCCGCCACCCCCCGCCGAAAGCAGAGCAGCAAAGAGGGCGGCUCGCCCUUCAAGCGGCGCCCCACGGUCACGCCCGGCGUCACGGGCCUGAGGAACCUGGGCAACACGUGUUACAUGAACUCCAUCCUGCAAGUGCUGAGCCAUCUGCACGUCUUCAGGGAGUGUUUCCUGCGCCUGGACCUCACUCAGGCUCUGGAGCUGCUGGCGUCCGCCGUCCACGGGCAGCUGGCGGGCAAGGCCUCGCCCCAUUCGCCUCUGACCCACAGGAAGGGAUACCAGGCCAGCUCAGGGUCCGGGGCGGGGCUCAGCGGCGGGGCCUCGCGGGGCCGCAGCAUGGAGCUGAUCCAACCUAAAGAGCCCAGCUCCAAGCACAUCUCUCUCUGCCACGAGCUGCACACCUUGUUCCAGGUCAUGUGGUCCGGCAAGUGGGCGCUGGUGUCGCCGUUCGCCAUGCUGCAUUCCGUGUGGCAGCUCAUCCCGGCGUUCCGAGGCUACGCCCAGCAGGACGCUCAGGAGUUCCUGUGCGAGCUCCUGGACAAGGUGCAGCAGGAGCUGGAGAGCACAGGGAAGCACACGCCCAGCGCCGACGUCCCCCACACGCAGAAACGUCUCAUCAAGCAGGUGCUCAGCGUGGUCAACACCAUCUUCCACGGACAGCUCCUCAGCCAGGUGACGUGUCUGGCCUGCAACCAUCGCUCCAACACGGUGGAACCUUUUUGGGAUCUGUCCCUCGAGUUCCCUGAGCGCUACCACAGCAACAGCCGGGAGUCGGCCGCGCAGACCUCGUGUCACCUGACGGAAAUGCUGGCCAAGUUCACCGAGACCGAAGCGCUGGAGGGAAACAUCUACGCCUGCGACCAGUGCAACUCUGCACGUAGGCGGUCGUCGUCCAAAGCGGUCCUCCUCACCGAAGCAAGGAAGCAGCUGAUGGUCCACAAGCUGCCUCAGGUGCUGCGGCUCCACCUCAAACGUUUCAGGUGGUCCGGGCGGAACCACCGGGAAAAGAUCGGCGUCCACGUCAGCUUCGACCAGCUUCUCAACAUGGAGCCAUACUGCCGCAGAGAGCCCGCCCCCAAAGGAGUCAGCCCCCAGGGCUCCACGCCAGGCUCACCGCGCGCCAAGCACUUCCUGUACGAGCUGUCUGCCGUGGUGAUGCAUCACGGGAAAGGCUUCGGGUCGGGCCACUACACGGCCUACUGCUACAACAGCGCAGGAGGUGAGCAAAGCGCCGCGGCGGGCGCUGGCGCACUCACCGACUGUCACGGCUUCCCCCCCGCAGGUUUCUGGGUACACUGCAAUGACUCCAAGAUGAACGUGUGUUCUGUGGACGAGGUGUGCCGGGCACAGGCCUAUAUCCUCUUCUACACGCAGAGAGUUACUCAGGACAAAGACCGUCUAUUUUUGUGACUAGCGUCGUUUAUGUAGCGGUGUGACAAAGGGGUGUGUGUGUGUGUGUGUGUGUGUUUAUAAAAAAAAAAAAAAAAAGACCAAGAUGGAGUCCCUAUGACAGGGUCUGGUCUUGCUGUCGCCUUCAGUUUGCUUGGAUGCAGGCCAGCAUUCUAAGACGACCCCCCUGCCUUUCCGUAAACAGCUGGGAUGCUUGCAGGUAAACUGUUUAGUCAACAAAGUGCCCUUUUUAUCUCCAUUGAGAACAUCUAUUUUUAUACCCUGUCAGCAUUUUUUUUAAUAUUUCAGAGACUGUAAACUUUUAUACCACUGCUGGUUCAGCUUCAGCUGCGUCACACAGGUGAUUGUAUUUAAAUAACAGAAAUUAGACAGCCUGAUGUCUGAGUGAGAUUUACCUCCAUACUGGAGGACCUUGUACAAAAAAAAAAAAGACUCAACCAUGUUUCCUUUGGAGGGGAAUUCAAAGCACAGUUAUCCGUCAGUUCCUCCUCCACCGUGGGUGUUUGUGUAAACGUACAGACGUUGUUCUAUGCAAAUUGUUACCUCACUUUUUCUAGAGAACAUGACCUCAAUAAAUGAGAAUAUUUUUCCAUUUUUCUACAAAACCUGUCGCCUUGUUGCCUCAUUGUUGGUAAAAAAAAAAAAAAAAAGACUGGACAAUCUCACGAAUGCGCACAUUUUGUUUUUAAUCUUUUCUUACAAAAACAUUCUCUGGCUGCUCAAAACGAGGCAAAUCAUUAGGAACGCAAGAGCGUUCCCUCCUGGAGCGACAAGCCAAACGUGCGGUAGGAAAGCAGCCGCCAAGCUCAGCCCGAUCAACGCUAUCGACUGCUUUAUUGAUUAAUCUGAUCCCAGAGCAACGUGCCGGGUUGGUGUCUGAUGUUAAGGGGGGAGGAGCUAAAACCGUCAGCUUAAGUAGUUCACUUUUCAAAUGCUGGGUUGAACAGAGAGUAGAAGAAAAGUCAGGAAGCCCCUCAUGCUGCUCUGAGUGGGCCGCUUCCAGAUUGGGUGUGUGGUUGAGGGUGUGGCUUCAGUAGUCGUCUCCCCGGCUCACCACCUCCUUGCAGGUGGGCCUGAGCAGGAUGGUGUGCUCAAACUGAGCCGUGUAGCAGCCCUUGGUGUCACACAGGGGCGGGUAGGGGUCCACAAUGCCCAGGUCGCACAGGUUCUUCAGGGCCAUCAGGUACUUGCUCUCGCCCAGACGGUCCAGCCAGCGUCGGCAGAAGGCCAACGUGCCGAAGUUCUCGUUGAUCACGUUGAGCAGGUGCUUCGCCCGCGGAAGCCUGCACAAAAAAAAAAGUAAGUAUACGUCAUAUCCUCUCGUUCUAAAGCAGGGGUGUCAAACU